Messenger RNA from Mustela lutreola (European mink), 1810 nucleotides. It is a transcript of the gene HOXA4, whose product is annotated as homeobox A4. The record is from RefSeq and is a predicted model, not a curated record. The transcript is spliced from 2 exons. Gene Ontology annotation, molecular function: DNA-binding transcription factor activity, RNA polymerase II-specific; RNA polymerase II cis-regulatory region sequence-specific DNA binding. Gene Ontology annotation, cellular component: nucleus. NCBI's taxonomy places the organism in Eukaryota, Metazoa, Chordata, Mammalia, Carnivora, Mustelidae. The coding region runs from base 124 to 1098 and encodes 324 amino acids. Gene Ontology annotation, biological process: embryonic skeletal system morphogenesis; regulation of transcription by RNA polymerase II; anterior/posterior pattern specification.
GGGGGAGGGGAAGGGAGCAGAGGAAAGGGGGGAUGGGAAGCGAGGCAGGAGGGGGAGGGGCCUCGGCGAGCCCAGAAAAACGACAACGCGAGAAAAAUUAGUAUUUUUGCACUUCACAAAUUAAUGACCAUGAGCUCGUUUUUGAUAAACUCCAACUACAUCGAGCCCAAGUUCCCUCCCUUUGAGGAGUACGCGCAGCACAGCGGCCCGGGCGGCGGAGACGGCGGCCCAGGCGGGGGCCCCAGCUACCAGCAGCCCCCAGCGCCCGCGGCCCAGCACCUGCCGGCGCAACAGCCCCAGCUCCCCCACGCGGGCAACAGCCGCGAGCCCCCCGCCUCCUACUACGCGCCACGGGCCGCCCGCGAGCCCUCCUACCCUGCGGCCGCGCUCUACCCCGCGCAUGGUGCCGCCGACACCGCCUACCCCUAUGGCUACCGCGGUGGCGCCAGCCCGGGGCGGCAGCCACAGCCCGAGCAGCCCCCGGCGCGAGCCAAGGGUCCUGCGCACGGCCUGCACGCGAGCCACGUCCUGCCGCCGGGGCGGCAGCCCCCGCCGCCGCCUCCCCCUCAGCAUCGCCCGGCGCCCCCUGCACCCCCGCGGCGUUGCGAGGCGGCUCCAGCCACCCCGGGCGUCCCGGCAGGGGGCAGCGCCCCCGCGUGCCCGCUGCUCCUGGCCGACAAGAACCCGCCCGGCCUGAAGGGCAAAGAGCCUGUGGUGUACCCCUGGAUGAAGAAGAUCCAUGUCAGCGCCGUCAACCCCAGUUAUAACGGAGGGGAGCCCAAGCGCUCUCGAACCGCAUACACCCGACAGCAGGUCUUGGAGCUGGAGAAGGAGUUCCACUUUAACCGCUACCUGACCCGGCGGCGCCGCAUCGAGAUCGCCCACACGCUCUGCUUGUCCGAGCGCCAGGUCAAGAUCUGGUUUCAGAACCGGAGGAUGAAGUGGAAGAAAGAUCACAAAUUGCCCAACACUAAGAUGCGGUCCUCCAACUCGGCCUCGGCCUCAGCAGGCCCGCCAGGGAAAGCACAAACUCAGAGCCCUCACCUGCCUCCCCACUCCCACCAGGGUGCCUCCACACCCAUUCCCUCCUCCAUAUAAUCUUCUAGAGAUCUAGACCAGUUUCAUUCCCCCACCUGCUUUUCCCCCCCUCUUCUGCCCUUUUCCCCAUACUCCUACCUGUCUGGACCAUAACAGACCCCCAAACAAAACCCAACUUGGUGAAAAGGAUAAUAGAAGACAUUAUGUCGGUAAGAGUAUGUGCUGGUUGCCACCUAAGAGAAGACAAUAGCCAGGAUGCUGGCUGAUGUCAGCAUCAACCUGCUGGCGUAAAUAAGGCUGCAGGUUUGGGUACCUGAGAAGGACCACUUGGCAACAGAUACUUUUGAGAUGGCUAAACCCAGCUGGACAGCCCAUACUGACUAGGCACACAUAUAUGUAUAUUUGUUGCAAGCAGAAGAAAACAGACCCUUUUCCCACCUUCCCUACCUCCCCCUUCCACAUUAAGGCAGCUCAUACAAGCUUGUAUUGAACUGAAUAAAUGAGUAGACAUUGUGGACCUCACAAGAUUAUUUAAUUCUCAAAAUGUAUAGACCUUGAUGGUAGAUGUGACACAUGUUAGUUUUCCUUCCUUGCAUUUAUUUAAAAUAUUGUUGUAGAGUUGUUGUUGUCUUACUCUGAGGCACAAUCUUGGGGGUUCGGGGAGUGCAUUUAGACCCAUGUGCAACUGUACAAAUUGUGGUGUGGCUAUAUAGAAAAGCCAUGUGCUAAGAAUAAACUCUGUUUAAAAAAACCAUUAAAGUUCUAAGACACA